AUGGCGAGAAUUAAUGUUUACCUUUUUGCAUUUAUCUUGCUUUUGACUAUCAAACAAGAGUUAUGUUCCGUUGAAGGCCGAACACUCGCUAAGUCCACCGUUGCGAAGGCUGAAGAAAUAGGCGCUGAUGGCUCUGUGCCGGUAUUACCAUCGGCUGAGCCACUGCAGCCACCACCUAGCCACGGGAUUGAUACCUUCAGGCCCACGAUACCUGGAAAUAGCCCUGGUAUUGGACAUUCCGUACACAACUAACGGAGAGGGACAAUAACAUGGUUUAUGUGAUUAUAAAUCAGUGUUUUAAAAAAAAAAAAUAUUUGGUCCCUUAUUGAAC
Raphanus sativus (radish) is the source of this 331-nucleotide messenger RNA. RefSeq names its product precursor of CEP3. The record is from RefSeq and is a predicted model, not a curated record. The coding region runs from base 1 to 252 and encodes 83 amino acids. NCBI's taxonomy places the organism in Eukaryota, Viridiplantae, Streptophyta, Magnoliopsida, Brassicales, Brassicaceae. The transcript has a single exon.